GGAAAACAUGAAUUACUGAGGCAAAGAAAUUUGUUAUUGCAUUACUUUCCAUGAAUUAUUUCAGAAAAAUAUCUUAAAGUUCAGUUCAAAGAGUUCAAACUUGAAUCAGUUACUGUAUUUUAAAUACUACUGAUGUGGUUAUGUUUUAAACAUUACUCCCUAAAUGGCAAGCCACUAAAUUCGAAGUUCACAUCAGAGCUGGACCAUUAAUUGUUGGCCCAAUUAGUCAGACCCAAUUAUCCAAAGUCCAACAACAUUCAGCCCAAUUCUCCCCGGCGCCCCGGUUAGCAGAUUGAGGGAGGUUGUCGCUUGCUUGUCCGAGAUCAACAUGGCCUUUCAUGGACUUCGCACUCCAUUCUUCCUUAACUAUCAAUUCCCAUUUUCCACUAAAUUCAUUUUAAAUCUGGCUUAAUUGAAGCUUAAAGCAGAUUAAUUGUCCCAAAAAUGAUGUCUCCGAAGCCACUUUCUGAAAAUCGAGGUUCAUCUCACUCUACUACCAUCAGGCAAACCCCCUUGCAGAUAAUCCAUGUUGUUGGGAACUUUAUGAGAAUAUGGUCAGUUUACUCCAUGUACCGUUAUUUGUCUCAGACAGGGGCUUCAGUUGUUCUUUUCAUGUUCUUCUGUCUUCUUCCAUCAUGCAUUUGGUUUCUAGUAGCACAAAAGCCUUGGAAGGGAAGGGCACUUUCUAAUACACAGGUGGUACCUUCGGUUGUAAAUGGUGGUAUAACAGCUCUUUACUUCAUCUUGUGGGGAAAGGGCCUUAAAUCUUGUGGUCCUGUUCGGGCCAUAUUGGGUGAGUAUUCUGGUGCUGUUCUAGGAGUAUUAUCUGGGGUGCUGUAUGGAAGGGGGGGCCGUGUUUGGAAAAAGGUUGGUGGACUCCUUGCAAUGCUUGCAUCUUUCUACUUUUUAUCACAAGGAUGGGCGAUGGCUACAUAUUCUCCAUUUCCAUUUAGCAAUGCCUCUGAUGAUGAAGCACCUACUGAACAGCUAGUUGGAAUGAAGGAAAUGCUUGUUCCUAUUCUUGCUGGAAUCUUGUCAGCACUUCGGAGGGUGAUUGCAAGACGGGUCUCACUUAAGAACCAACUGAAGAGGCGACUCCAUGCCAUAACCCUUACAUCUGCGACAUGCUUUUUGUUUCCUGUUGCCAUGUGGGACAUGAUUAUAGGAUCUAACAAUGUAGGGCUGCCUUUUUCUGCAUGGGCUUUUUCAAGCACCAUCUUAUUUGGGAUGAUAUUGAUAUUUUACAUUGAUAGCAUCGCAGAGGAGAGGUUGCAUAUGGUUUUCUCUUCUCCAAGGCACUUAAUGGUUGCAGGAGGAUGCAUCAUUGUCAUGGAGAUAGUAUAUAAAAUGGACUUCUCGUUAAUCGGCUUUCUUGUUUGUGCCGCCAUCUUGGGAAUUGGCAUAUAUGAAGCCACAUCCUUGGAUCGUUCUAGGAGAGAUUCUUUCCAACGCUCAGGCUCCAAUGGUAUCUUGGACGAUCAAAUGGAAAUGUCUCCACUUCCCACUUGAUGUGCAAUAGCAAUCAUAUUUUUGACUCAGUUAUAGUGACAAGUGAUGCAAAUGAGGAGAAACGUGUUUUGUGGUAUGCUCCUUAUCGUGUCGUGGUAAUUGGCCUGAAACAAUUUAUGAUACUUUCCAUGUUAAGCAAACAUCGAGUGGCUGGAAGUGUGGAAAGCACCCCAGGAAUCUAUAUAACAAGCAGAAUUGUCCUGUGCCUAUUUCGGUUGAUGGUUGCCAGGUUCCAUCUACAUUGAAUUUGUGUUAUGAUUUGAUUUGUAUGACCAACAGGGUUAGCUUAGCAAAAUAUUUGUACAAACAGGAUAUGAUUCUUCCCAUAUUUUUUGGAUUUCUUCUUUCCUUCUC
Molecule: messenger RNA, 1863 nt
Organism: Capsicum annuum
Lineage: Eukaryota; Viridiplantae; Streptophyta; Magnoliopsida; Solanales; Solanaceae
Exons: 11
Coding region: 445-1509 (354 amino acids)
Source: RefSeq, a predicted model, not a curated record